UGAAAACAUGACUUAACCUAAAGAAGUAAUUAGUUCUAUAUUCGAUUCUGGCAAUAAUAUUAUCACCAUGUCCGAAUUAGCCUUAGAGAGAGAGGACAGCGAGUUAAGCGAGGAAGCCGCAAUGAUAGAGAGAGAACUGAUGAAAAUGCAGGCGAGAAUAUUACGCAACAUCAGUGACACAUCCGAAAGGGCUUCGGAAAAUGUUUCAAUUUUAUUGGAAAAUUUCAACGAUCGGCUGAGACUCAUCGAAGAACGUGCCAAAGUGUACAAUUGUGAUGUACACGCGUGCAUUGAUGCGGCUCAAGAAAAAAUCCACCACCUAGAAACGUCAAAAGUGCUAGAGAUACAUACCAAUGUUGGAAAAACGGUGCAGUCGAUACGAAGAACAUUUAUGAACACAUCGUUGAGCCUUAGCGAAGAGGCCGAUCGCGUGCGGGAUCUUGAGAAAAUCGACAAAUCCGCAACAACUAUACACGAGAAUUAUCAAAGGAAAGUGGAUCAGUACCAACGGCACAUCAAGAAAACCUAUAAUCAAGCAAAACUUGAUGCCCGAAGUUUACAGGACAUAGCGCUGCAGGACAUAUCGAUAAUACUGUCCGACGUUCAAGAUUUAAUUGAGGAAUCGGUAGAAACGGUGCAAAAAUGUGUGAACGAAGUCACCAACGAUAUAGAUAUUACUUUAGAAAUUAUGGACGAAAACAGUACAAAACAGUCUAGAAGAACGCUGAAGAGACUGAAAGACGAGGAGAACAUGAGCAAAAGUAGUUUGGUGAGGGAAAAAAGUAAAUCAAAACUAGCCAGCGCAAGUAAGGAGAGUAAGGAUGGCACACCUGGCCCCAGCAAAAGUGAUCGAAAAUUCAGAUUAUCCGACUAAUAAAAACAGUUAAUAAUUC
Messenger RNA from Aethina tumida (small hive beetle), 893 nucleotides. RefSeq lists its product as uncharacterized. NCBI's taxonomy places the organism in Eukaryota, Metazoa, Arthropoda, Insecta, Coleoptera, Nitidulidae. The coding region runs from base 68 to 874 and encodes 268 amino acids. The transcript is spliced from 3 exons. The record is from RefSeq and is a predicted model, not a curated record.